CGAAAUAUCCUUUCACAUCCUGAUUCUCUCUUCACAGAAACGAUUGUCUUUCUCAGAAGCAGUUCCUUUGAGUGUCAUUGAAGAUUAGCGCCACUAGCUACGAAGAUGCUUAUAUAGCAAGUAUUCCAUUAAGGUACAUGGUGUGCUCCCGUCAUCAUGUUUAUUCCCCGUAUCCCUGACUUUGGAAUAUCCAGUCUAAAGGCUACUAUCGCUCAAGCAAAUGUUACUUCAUUUGCUAUGCUAGGAUCUUCUGCAGAUACGGGGGAUUCAUGCGAUGACAUACACCAUUGCCGUACUUUUUUGCAAAUUUUUUGGAGUUGCAUCAGCGUGCUUGUCGCCUGUACAUGGGUAUCAGUUCAUCCCAAUCUUCCUGGGCCGAAUGAAGGCUUCUGGAGGAUACUGUGGCGAAGGAUAAGCCUCAUGAUUGUAGCGCUUAUUGCGCCCGAGAUGCUAGUGUUAUGGGCAGCGCGACAGUGGUAUGCGGCAAGGAAGCUCACAAGGAGAUGUAAGGGGUGGACCGAGACACAUGCACAUUUCGCCCUAAUGGGAGGAUUUGCUUUGUUUGACGGAAGCGAUUUCAACUGUAUAUUGCGGUGUUCCGGGGACCCAAGGCCUCCUGACGACUCAUUAGAAUCAUAUAUUGAUUUAAUCAGUCUGUUCAAAGCGGAGGAGAUUCAGGAUCGCAGCCACAGCGACGCUCUAGCAAAAUUCUUAGCUAUAGGUCAAACUGGAUGGUUUGUGGUUCAACUUGUCGCAAGACGAGUCGAGAACCUAUCUAUCACAGUGCUCGAGAUUAUGACAGUUGCUUUUGCAGCCAUGAAUGUCAUGAUAUACAUAUUCUGGUGGAACAAACCACAAGGUGUUCGGUAUCCGAUUCAUAUCCAAAAUCAAAACAGGAACAAUAAUCUGGAUGAUGUCAAAACUUCUCCAACCCCUGAGCCCCAGCCAGAUACUUUAGAAUGGCUGCUAAACAUCAUCACUAAUGACCUGAUAUGGUUCAAUGUCAAGUUUGAAUCUGCAGGGAUGCCUCUCAAAAUAUUCCUAUGUGUGGCAUUUCCAGCAAUCAAGUUUUUUGUCAUCGUCAUCAAUGUUGUCUUUGACGAGGAUCCGGAAGUUGAUCCUCUUGACAAAAUAUCGUCGUUUGAGCGGGUGGUCAAAUUGGAACCUUCAUGGCAUCAAGAUAAAGUCAUAGCCUACAGCGCUGCUAUGAUUUUCGGUGCUAUUCAUUGUGCUGCUUGGGCCUUCAUAUUUCCUACUCAAGUUGAGCAGACUUUAUGGAGAAUCUUUUCACUAAUAGUUACAUUUGUUCCGCUGGCUCUUAUCUGCACUGAUUUAUGGAAAGAUAAACUGGAUGGACAUAUUGAAAAUAUUGUUUCGAUUAUUUUGUGCUUUGUUGUUUUUUUCUAUGUUCUUGCAAGACUUGGUCUAAUUGUUCAAGCAUUCCUUGCACUGAGGAGUUUGCCUACUAAUUCAUUUGCAAUUGUCGAGUGGGUAAAUUUUCUUCCUCAUAUAUAAACAAUAUUGUGUACAACGGGAACCCGGAAUAUGUGUUUUGCCCCUUCCAAGUCUGUCAAUUGCUUCUGUUAUGUACAUACUGUAUAUUUGAUAUAUCAUUUUGG
Molecule: messenger RNA, 1619 nt
Organism: Lentinula edodes (shiitake mushroom)
Lineage: Eukaryota; Fungi; Basidiomycota; Agaricomycetes; Agaricales; Omphalotaceae
Exons: 3
Coding region: 157-1515 (452 amino acids)
Source: RefSeq, a predicted model, not a curated record